AUGGCCUGCGAAGGCCUGCCAGCACUAUUCGGAGUUGACUUGGUGAACAGGGCGAAACAAAAUGUGUCGGGGGUUGAUAUAACUUGCUGGUCCUGCGGCGAAACGAAAUAAUCUGCCAAAGAGACAUGUUCAACGAGCCGCUACUAAGACCGCAACAUGGUCAAACGUCGGGCCCUGUGCAAUCCCGCCAUGUGCCGCGACGGUUCUCGCCCCCGCGGGCAGCGGUGUCUGACAACAACGUGUGGUCAGCCUGCUGGUUCAGCUGGGUUACGCCGCUCAUGCGACAUGGCAGCCAGGCGCAGCUGCAGGCAGAGGACUUGCUCGAGCUUGACCCCUCGCUGCAGCCAUCAGCGUGCGGAAUGGAGCUCUGGCGCAGUUGGACCAAGGAGUUGCUACUGCGCCCUCGCCACCCCUCGCUACUGGCCGCACUGGCUCGGACGUACGGUGGCGCGUACGCCUGGCUAGGGCUGAUCAAGCUGCUGAAUGACCUGCUCAGCUUCUCCGGCCCGCUGCUGCUGCGCCUGCUGGUCACCUGGCUCUCCGCCUCCCCCUCCUCUUCCCCCUCCUCCCCCUCCUCCCCCUCCUCCCCCUCCUCUUCCCCCUCCUCCUCCCCCUCCUCUUCCCCCUCCUCAUCUCCCUCGCCUUCCUCGUCCCUGCAACUACCACUGCUUCUCUCCGACCCCCUCCCUUUCCCGGCGCGUGCCUGGUCUGUGCUUGUGUCGGAGUUGGGUCCGGCCAGCCCACGCUUCGGCCUGGUGUGUGUGGCGCUGCUGGCCGCGGCCUCAGUGCUGCGGGCGCUGCUGAACGCACACUUCAACUACCAGCUGAGCCGCCUGUCGUGCCGACUGCGUGCGGGGCUGAUGGUGGUUUUGUACCGCAAGUCGCUGCUAGCGCUCAAACAUGGCGGCGGCAGUAGCAACGGCCGUAAGGGCAGUAGCAGUGCGGCUGCUGCUGCUGGCGGCGGCGCGGCGGUGCACGCCGCCGAGGUGGCGGCGGCGGAGGCGGCGGAGGCGGAGCUGGAACAACAGCUACGCCGGUGGCGGCGUCAGCGGCUGCGGGGUGUGCCACGGUCCCGGCGGGAGCGAAUACGCGUGCGCGCGCCGCCGCUGCAUGACUGGGCAGCUGCCGAUGCCAAUGCCGGUGCUGACGCGGUGGGAAAGGCGGAGGAGGGGCCCGCGGCGCCAGCGGCGCCGCAGGCGGGGUCUGGGGAGGGGGCCAAGCGGCGGCGGCAGCAGGCCGCCGGACAGGGCGGCAGUAGCAGCGACGACGCCGCAGGCGGCAGUAGCAACCACGGCAGUAGCAGCCACGGCAGUAGCGGUGAGGACGUGGCCACGCUCAUGUCGGUUGACACGGGUCGGGCGGUGAACCUGCUGCUGUCGUUCCACGAGCUGUGGUCGCUGCCCUGGCAGAUUGGACUGGCGCUGUAUCUGCUGUACACACAGGUGCGCUACGCCUUUCUGGCGGGCCUGGUCGUGUCGCUGCUGCUGGUGCCCGCCAACCGCCUCAUUGCGGGGGCCAUACUGGCGGCGUCACAGCGCAUGAUGAGGGCCAAGGACGUGCGUGUGUCGGUCGUGUCGGAGCUGCUCCGCGCCAUCCGCCAGGUCAAGGCGGCGCCCGUGUGGCAGGAGUACUUCGUGGCCCGGGUGUCGGCGGCCCGGCGGGACGAGCUGCGCGGACUGGCUGUGCGCAAGUACUUGGACGCCCUGUGUGUGUACUUCUGGGCCGCCACCUCGUUGCUCUUCUCCGCGCUCACCUUUGCCCUGGUGGUGGCGCUGGGCGGCGGCGCCGCGCUGACGCCCGCCGUGGCCUUCACCAGUCUGGCGCUGUUCGGGCUGCUCACCGGCCCGCUCAACGCAUUCCCCUGGGUGGUGAACGGUGUGGUGGAGGCGCUGGUGAGCGUGUCGCGACUGCGUAGCUACCUGCUGCUGCGGGAGAGCCGCGCGCUCUGGGCCUACGACCAACUGGCGCUGGGCCUGCACGACCUACCCCCGGAGGCUGCGGCCGCCGUGCUUCGGGCCGUGUCGUCGGCCGCGGACGCCGUGUCUGGAUACGGCCUUCUGGCGUUGGGCGGAGAGGAGGAGCAUGGGGAGGAGGAGCAGGAGGAGGAGGAGGAGCAGGAGCAGGCGGACGGGGAGGGGGGAGGCGGAGGCGCGCGGCGGAACAGCCACGCCGGGGCAGUGGUCAUGACUGCGGUGGCGGGGGAGGAGGGCGGCGACGCCGAGGCGGCGGUGUACACACGCGGCUACGGCCGGGGAUUGCUGUCCGCCCUGUACGACAUCGCGGUCCACGGCGACUACGCCGGUUCAUCAUCCGUACACAACGGUCACGCCGGCAACGGUAACGGUCACACCGGCGCCGGCGGUAACGGCUUCCCACUUGGCGCCGCCGCUGCCUACGCCGCCGGCAGCCAUCCACUGGAGCGGCUGCUGCGGUCGCUGCCGCCACCGCCGCCGCCGCGGCAGGGUGCGGAUAGCCGCCAGCGGCGCCGCAGCGGCUUUGGCGGGUUUCUGGACGGCUUCCGGAGUAGCUUUGGCCGCAGCCCAUCGAGUCGGUUGCAGUAUCCGGACCGGUCUGUGCCGGGGCGUUACCGCGACCUCAGCGGCAGCGGCAGCGGCGCCGGCGGCGGCCGCGGCGGCCGCGGCGGCUCCGCUAUGUCGCGUACCUUCAGCGCUCCCGCCCACAGCCUGCGUACAGGCCUGGGCACCGCGGGCCCGUACCUCGGAGGAGCCGGACCAGCCGUCCGCCUGUCGGGCGGCGGCGACGGCGACGGCGGCGGCGACGGCGGCGGCGACGGCGGCGGCGACGGCGGCGGCGACGGCGGCGGCGACGGCGGUGGCGGCGGCGGCGCAGGUGGUGGUGGCGGUGGGAGGGGGCGGCCGGCUGGUAGCGGCGGCGGUGCGGAUGCGGGUGCGGGCGGUGGCGGCGAGGUGCUGCCGCCGCCGGCUCGCUCCAUGGCAUGGGCGCAUGCCUUCCACUCCGCCAAACUGCGGCAACAGUCGCUGGACUCCGCCACUGAGCAGGCGCUGCUACAGCCGCUGAGACAGCCGCUGCUACAGCCGCGGGAGCAACCCCCGCCGCCACAGCCGCAGUUCGGCCGCACCAGCGUGCGGGCCAGCCGGCGCAGUAGCGACUCGGUGUUCAGCGUCAUACCCGAGGGCACCGAGCCAGCUGCAGCCACCGCCGGCAGUAGCAACGCCACCACCCCCGCAGCAGCCGACCUGCUCGCAGGGGCUGUAGCCGGCGGCGGCGGCGACGGCGGCGGCGGUAGCGGCCGCUUGGGAGGUGCGGGUGCUACAGCCGGCGGCAGCAGUAGCGCGGCUUUAGGCGGCGGUGCCGACGGCGGCUCUUUCUACCGGCCCGGGCCGGUUUCGACCCAGGUGUUCGAUGACCGCUACCCGGCCGCACCGCCCGGCUCAGACCAGGAUCCGGCGGAGCUGGAGCACCACGUGGGCGACGGGCUGGAGGGCAUGUUCCGGAUCCAGCCGGAUGAGGGUGACGAGCAGCUGGCGGCGGCGCACGUGGCGGUCCUGAACAGGGCCACGUUCGGCUUGGCGCCGGGCGCGCGGCCCUGCCUGCAAGACGUCACGUUGGCCAUCCCACGCGGCGCCCUGACGGCGGUGGUGGGCCGGGUGGGCGCCGGCAAGAGCAGCCUGCUUGCGGCGCUGCUGGGCGGUGGGGAGCUGCCGCUGCGACGCGGUCGAUGCCGCCUGCUGCAGAGCCCCUUUGGCAGCGGCCUUGGCGGCCCUGGCUUUGGCGGUGGCUUUGGCGGCGGCUUUGGCGGCGGAGGCGGCGGCCGUCGUCUGGCGUACGCGCCGCAGACGGCGUGGGUGGUGCCGGGCGCGACUGUGCGGCGCAAUGUGCUGCUGGGGGCGCCCAUGCUGCCCGGCCUGUACCGCAAGGUGCUACACGCCUGCUGCCUCCUGCCCGACCUGGCGGCCAUGCCGGCUGGUGACCUCACACGUUUGGGCGACAACGGCAGCAACCUGUCAGGCGGCCAGCGCGCGAGGCUGGGCCUGGCGAGGGCGUUGUACCACGCCGCACUGCCCGCCGCCGCCGCCGCUGCCGCCAGCAUGGCCGUUGACACGGGCGGCAGCGGCAGCGGCUGCGGCGGUUACAUCAGUUACGACGGCUACAGCGGCACAACCCUCCCAGAUCGCAGCGCCACGCUCAACGGCCACAACAGCAUGGCAGAUCCAGAUUUCGUAGCAGCAGCAGGACUGGGGGGCGUUGCUGGAUCCGGAUUUGAAGCGGAUGAGCUCAUGGCGGAAACGGAAUCCAGGGCCGACCUGCUCGUCCUACUGGACGACGUGCUUGCCUCGCUGGAUCGAGCCUGCGCCGCCCACGUGGUCACCCACGCGCUGCUGGGCCCCCUGCUACUGCCGCAGCAGCAGCAGUCGCGGUUCCAGCCGCACAAGGCUGUAGCAGCACCCGCCGGCGCCAGCGAUCCCUCCUCGACAACCCCCUUCGGCACCUCAGCCGCCGCCGCCACCCCGCCUGCUGCAGCCGUGCCUGCUGCUGCCGUGCCUGCUACAGCCGGCCCGUCGGUGGUGGUGGUCACCAGCGACACCCAGGUCAUCCGCGCGGCGGCGCUGGUGGUGGUGCUGGAGGCGGGGCGGCUGGUGUAUGCGGGCGGGGCGGAGGGCUACUUCGCCAGCCCGCACUGCAUCCACCACCAGCACCCCCACGACCAGCACCAUCAUGGCCAUCACCAUCAUGGCCACGGCCAGCAGCACAGCCACGGCCAGGGGCAUCUUGCAGAUGGCAACGGCUCGCAUGACCAGAGCAAGGGCACAGCGCUCCCCGACGCCGACAAGGCGAAGGGAAAGCAGGAGGAGGCGGCGCUCGCCAGCGGCGGCGGCACCAGCGGCGGCCGCGCCAGUGGCGGCGGCAGCAGCGGUGGCGGCACCAGCGGCGGCAGCAGCGAUGCCGGAAGUGCUCCGCUCCUUGCAGCCGCUGGCAACGGCGGCGGAGCCGCCGAGGACGGCCUUGGCGACAACCUGCACAGCGGCGGUGGCGGCGGCGUCGCCGAUGGGGAGGAGGAGGAGCGGGAGGCGGGUCACGUGCGGUGGCGCGUGUACCGGCGCUACCUGUCCGCUGUGGGCCCCGGCGUGGUUGUUUGCGUGCUGCUGAGCCUGGCGGCUAUGCAGGCGAGCAAGAACGCCAGCGACCUGUGGGUCUCAUUCUUCGCAGCACAGCAGCAGCAGCCGGCUGCGGCUGCUGCUGAUGUGGUGGCUGUAGCAUCCCCGGCGGCGGUGGCUGUACCAUCCCCAGCGACGUUAGUAGUGGGCGGGGCGGUAGGGCUGGUUGCGCCGGCCUGGCGCUGGUGCGCGGCUGCUACAGCCGUGCGGGCGGCGGCGGUGCCGGCGGUGGGGAGCUGGUCGGGGGCGGGGGCGGGGCUUGGGUUCGUGCCGGCGGUUAGCGGCGCCGCCAUGUGCCCCAUGGCGGCUUCGUACGGGAAUGCUGCGGGCGGCGGCGGCGAUGGCGAUGGCGUGUCGUGGAUGCUGAACAACCCCCUGUGGCACCUGGGCGGCGCGGCGGAGCUACAGCCAGAGCCGGAGCUGCAGCCAGAGCCGGAGCUACAGCCAGAGCCGGAGCUGCAGCCAGGCAAGCUACAGCCUGCGGGGACGGAUGCGGAAGCGGAAAUCGCGCCAAACGCCGCCGCACAGAACCGCAGCCGCCUACAUCGCCGACUUCUGGACGAGCGGGCGCAGGUAGCAACGGCGCACAUGGCGGACACCUCUUCCUCCGCCUCCUUCCCCUACACUGGUUCAACUGGCGAUGCUCCUGCCGCCGGCAGCGGCGGCGCCUGGUCUGCGCGCACCUUCCUGCUGGGGGUGCUGGCCAUCGCCGCCGCCAACGGCGUGUUCACGCUGGCCCGCGCCUUCUCCUUCGCUCUGGCCGGCAUGCGCGCUGCCGCGCUGCUGCACGAGCAGCUGCUGGCGGCGGUGCUGGCGGCGCCGGCGGCGUUCUUCGACGCGGUGCCGCACGGCCGCAUUCUGAACCGCUUCUCCUCCGACGUGACCGCCUCCGACGACUCGCUGCCGUUCAUCCUUAACAUAGCGCUGGCCAACGUCGCCUCCCUGGCCGGACUGCUGGCGGUGCUGUGCUACGCCGCGCCGCCGCUGCUUCCGCUGCUGCUGCCGCUGGCGUGGAUGUACAGGCGGUUGCAGUUGUACUACCGCGGCAGUGCACGUGAGAUCCGGCGGUUGGAGGCGGCGGCGCUGUCACCAGUGUACGGCGCCUUUGGCGGGCUAUCGGAGGCGGCGCCAGUGGUACGGGCCUUCGGCGCACAGCCUUACUUUGUGGCGCAGGCGGUGGCGGCGGUCACGAGGCACCAGCGGGCCGCCAUAACCAAUGGCGCCGCCUCCGCGUGGCUGGGCCUGCGGCUGCAGCUGCUGGCGUCAGGGCUAGUGGCGGCAGUAGCAGCCCUGGCGGUGUGGCGCAGCGGCCGAGGCUUCGGCUUCGGAGAUGGUGGCGGCGCCGGCAAUGGCAGUAGCGCUAGUGGCGCCGACGGCGGCAAACUCGGUGGCAGUAGCAGUGGCAGCAGCAGCGGGGACUUGGUGGCGAGCCUGGCAGGUCUGAGCCUUGCGUACGCGCUGCCGGUGGUUGGGCUGCUCAACGGUUUGCUGACGUCAACCGCCGAAACCGAACAGGAGAUGGUGGCAGUUGAGCGGUUGAUGCAGUACACCGAUGACCUGCCGCCGCAGUCCAACACGCUUCCGCCCGCGCCGACAACAACCGCAAACGCCGUGCCGCCAAUUGCCGGCAGCACGGCGGUAGCAGCCGCAGUGGCAGCAGCAGCAGCAGCAGCCGCAGGCGCUGCAGAGGCGGCAGCAGCAGCGGCUGUAGCAUCCGCCAUGCCGCCGGCGGGCCUGGAGCCAGUGGCGGCGUUUGAGGGCGUGGUGCUGCGCUACCGCCCGUCGCUACAGCCGGCUCUUGCGGGCUGUAGCAUGGGGGUGGGCGCUGGCGAGCACGUGGGCCUGGUGGGGCGCACGGGCGCGGGCAAGAGCAGCGUGGUGGCGGCCCUGCUGCGGCUCACAGAGGUGGAGGCAGGCCGCGUGUUGGCGUACGGCACGGACGCCCGCGCCCAGCCCCUGGCCCGCCUCCGCGCCUCCCUGGGCGUGCUGCCGCAGAGCCCCUUCGUGGCCAGCGCCAGCGUGCGCCUCAACCUCGACCCCGCCACAGCUGUAGCAGCCGCCUCCGGCACCGCUACUGCUACUGUGGUGGUUGUGGGGCUGGGUGGUGGUGCAUUGUCUGGGCGCAGCGGCAGGCGAGGGUCGGGCGGCGUGGAGCAGCUGCGUGGGGACGGGCUGCCGCCGCUGGCGCGCCUGACAGACGCAGACCUUUGCGACGCACUGAGGCGGGUGGGGCUGUGGAGCGCACUGGUGGCGGCGGCGGCACACCGCCGCCGGCCGCGCCGCCGCGGGGUUGCCACCGCCACCGGUGACAACUGCAGCGGCAGCGGCGGCCGUGUGGCAGCGGGCGGUGUUGGUGUUGACGUGGGCGUUGAUGAUGGUGGUGAGCUUGAGGGGAGCGAGGGUGUGGCCGGGGCCCGCCGCUCACUGGAGCAGGAGGUGUUGGCGCUGCCGCUGGGCUCGGGGCCCGACGCUGUGGGGCUGAGCAGCGGGCAGCAGCAGCUGUUGUGCCUGGCGCGGCUACUGCUGCGGCCGCGGCGGCUGGUGUGUCUGGACGAGGCAACAGCCCACGUGGACCCUGCUACAGCCGCCACCAUUCGGGAGGUGGUCGCCACGGAGCUGCUACUGCGGCCUCCUCUUUCGGCGGCGGCUGUAGCAGCCGGCGGGCGUGCGGCGGCUACAGCCGCUGCGGGUCAUGGUGCCGGGGCGGCGAUGACAUCGGCGGUGCAUGAGCGCGGUGCGCGGCGGCGGCGGGAGCUACAGCCGUGGGGCGCGUGUGCGGUGCUGGAAGUUGCGCACGACCUGUGGGCGAUCGCGGCGGCGGACCGCGUGGUGGUGAUGGAGGCGGGCAGGGUGGUGGAGGCGGGACCACCGGGAGAGCUGCUGCGGCGGCCGGGCGGCCGCUUCGCCCGGCUGCAUGCGGCUGCGGCUGUAGCAACUGCUGGUUCGGCACAUGGGGAGCAGACAGUGUCGGUACGGUAGGCUGGUAGGUACUUUAGUUUUUUCAGGGUGUCUGGUGAGGAAGUUCUGGGCCGCCAAAGUUGGGGGGCCGGUCCUCGUCCCUGGGGGUCCGUCGGGUUUCGGGAGCCCAUCCCGGAUUUCGCGAAGUGCCCCACAAGCAGAACUAGGGGGCCAAACGUAGGGGCCAAACGUAGGGGCCAAACGUAGGGGCCAAACGCAGCAAUACGAGGCUCACAAAUGCGCGUUAUAACGUAAUAAGCACAAACCAAGCGUGGGAUGGCUAAGUUGCGCGUCCGGGCGUGGACAUGUCGGCACAUGUCCCCACAUGCGACACAUGCGCACUGCCACGGCUGGGCUCUCUAGCGCUGGUGCGCAUGAGUUCACGUCUAACAAGGCUGCCGAUGCACAUUGUCCAUUCGUCACACGGCAGAGAGUUGAGCGCGGGGUGGGCUGUGUCGCGGGGAUUUCCAUCAGCCGCACCCCUGCUACGACCCUCAGAGGCUAAGACGCCCCCGACCCCAAGUCCUUGCCUCAGAUGAUAGAGCUCCCAGAACCCGUGCCAGCGUGCCCCUUUGAGCUCAAAGUGCAGCUUAAGUUGCGGUACCGUACGUGUUUGCGCCGCCCGGUGGGCAGUAGCGUGGUGCCCAGCGAUUUCGCAACAUAGGCAGUGUGCAGUCGGAUGCGGUCAGCUGCAAUCGUGAUGGCGGGCCUACGUACCCAGCACGGGUAUCGUAUCUGAUUGCGGCCCAUCAGAAACAGUACACGCGCUCUGAGCCCCUGCGCUGUUCUGAACACUGUUCCCACAGCUGCGCCCCUGCUGUUCCCAUCCCAUGUUUGUUGGGUUUCCCUCCUUAAGCUCUGGCGUUCGGCCGGCCGCGCGCUCCUGCACUGCCGUCGCAAAUUGUUUGCCAUGUGCUGGAUGGGGUCAGGGAAUCACGGCACCCUACGGGAAUUCACCAACCCAUUGGCGCGCGCCUCGCAAGGUGCGUGGCCGGUAAGUAGUUAGAACGAUUCCGCUUUCGUCAGCUUGCACACCCUCACAUUUCCCAGCUUGCCUUCUGGGCUCCUGCAUCACGUAUUUCCUGCUAUUACCGCCACCGUAAUGACGGGUUCCCGACUGGCUGGAUAACACAGGCGGGUGCACGGCUUUCUGCUCGAGCGUGCCUUGGAGAGCCAGCUGGCUCGCGAUCGCUUCGUGAGGAGCAUUCACAGCGGUAAUGCGUGACAGGCGGAAAGUGGUGACAGCAGGUACGGACGUGCCUGGCGCCUGAUAGGAUUAGUGGCCAUGUGCCCAGGCGAGUACGCUGUGCCUGGCGCCUGAUAGGAUUAGUGGCCAUGUGCCCAGGCGAGUACGCUGUGCCGAAUGGGCCCAGACUAUGUGCCCGCGAGUACGCCGUGCCGAAUGGGAAAUAAGUAAAGAAUGAUUACGCCUUUCCAUAAGUCAGGGCGUGGAUUUACGGAGCCGACGGGGUGAGGGGGUUUUAGUCCCCAAUACCCGCCUGCUACUCAGAACAUGCAUGGUCAGCACUACGCUCUAGGUAAGCGCCGGUUUACCCGGCGUCCCCCAUGUUUAGUGGCUACCCUCGUUCGGCCCGGCUGCUUGUCCGGACAUUGUCGUUGAGGGUGGAGACGGCACGGUCAUGAAGUGUAUUGCAGCAGGUGGAGGCACCCGCGGAGCGGACACCUAGUUUUCGAUGCAACGUCGGGAGGUCAGCUCGUAUUGUGCCGGCAACGCCCAGCUGUUUGCCUCUUGCUUGGUGUAUUGGAAUUUCCACCCUGCCCGGCGUAGGAGGUGGGCGAGCUUAUCAUGUGGCUUGCAUGGCCUUGGCGUGGGCCUUGGUGUGCAGAAUGGGUCCGGGCCGAGCGAGUGCGUGCGAGAGCAGAUGUUUGUGCUUGUGCGAUACGGCAUAGGCCAAGAGGUGAGCCUGGCGCCGCGGAGCUGUGGGGGUGCUGUAUUGAUGUUUAUAUGUGUAGGGGUCCAGCCAACAUAUACGGUAGUCCCGUGUCUGAUGGAUGCGCAGCUAGAGGGCAGCAAGAUCGCUGCUGCGUGUCUUGGGGUCAGGGUCCUGGCGGCCAUAUCCAUAUCUCUUGUAAGCGCUGCAAAUG
Messenger RNA from Chlamydomonas reinhardtii, 10202 nucleotides. RefSeq lists its product as uncharacterized. Gene Ontology annotation, molecular function: ATP binding; ATP hydrolysis activity; ABC-type transporter activity. The transcript is spliced from 21 exons. Lineage: Eukaryota; Viridiplantae; Chlorophyta; Chlorophyceae; Chlamydomonadales; Chlamydomonadaceae. The record is from RefSeq and is a predicted model, not a curated record. Gene Ontology annotation, biological process: transmembrane transport. The coding region runs from base 126 to 8117 and encodes 2663 amino acids. Gene Ontology annotation, cellular component: membrane.